Messenger RNA from Bufo bufo (common toad), 1962 nucleotides. It is a transcript of the gene CAMK2A, whose product is annotated as calcium/calmodulin dependent protein kinase II alpha. The transcript has 19 exons. Gene Ontology annotation, cellular component: neuron projection; cytoplasm. Bases 1 to 1470 code for a protein of 489 amino acids. Gene Ontology annotation, biological process: protein phosphorylation. The record is from RefSeq and is a predicted model, not a curated record. NCBI's taxonomy places the organism in Eukaryota, Metazoa, Chordata, Amphibia, Anura, Bufonidae. Gene Ontology annotation, molecular function: calcium/calmodulin-dependent protein kinase activity; ATP binding; calmodulin binding.
AUGGCUACCAUCACCUGCACACGCUUCAGCGAAGAGUACCAACUGUUUGAGGAACUGGGGAAGGGAGCUUUCUCCAUUGUCCGCAGAUGCGUGAAAGUUUUAUCCGGUCAGGAGUAUGCAGCAAAAAUCAUUAACACCAAGAAGCUUUCAGCUCGAGAUCACCAAAAACUGGAACGUGAGGCAAGAAUUUGUCGUCUCCUGAAGCAUCCGAAUAUAGUGAGACUACACGACAGCAUCUCGGAGGAAGGACACCACUAUUUAGUGUUUGAUCUGGUCACCGGUGGAGAACUGUUUGAGGAUAUUGUUGCCAGAGAGUAUUACAGUGAAGCAGAUGCCAGCCAUUGCAUCCAGCAGAUCCUAGAGGCAGUACUGCACUGUCACCAGAUGGGGGUGGUACACAGAGAUCUUAAGCCAGAAAACCUGUUAUUGGCUUCUAAACUAAAAGGAGCAGCUGUUAAAUUGGCCGAUUUUGGGCUGGCUAUUGAGGUGGAAGGUGAACAGCAGGCAUGGUUUGGAUUCGCUGGCACCCCAGGCUACCUCUCCCCAGAAGUGUUACGGAAAGAUCCUUAUGGAAAGGCUGUGGAUCUAUGGGCUUGUGGAGUUAUUCUUUAUAUCUUGCUUGUUGGUUACCCACCUUUCUGGGAUGAAGAUCAGCACAGGCUGUACCAGCAGAUCAAAGCUGGUGCUUACGAUUUUCCUUCCCCUGAGUGGGACACUGUAACUCCAGAAGCUAAAGAUCUUAUUAAUAAGAUGUUGACAAUUAACCCUUCUAAAAGAAUCACUGCUGCAGAAGCACUGAAACACCCAUGGAUAUCACACCGCUCUACAGUGGCUUCUUGUAUGCACAGACAGGAGACGGUGGAUUGCCUGAAAAAGUUCAAUGCCAGAAGGAAGCUGAAAGGUGCUAUUUUGACCACAAUGCUGGCAACUCGGAAUUUCUCAGGAGGCAAGAGUGGCAGUAACAAAAAGAACGAUGGGGUUAAGAAAAGAAAGUCCAGUUCCAGUGUCCAGUUGAUGGAAUCCUCAGAAAGCACAAACACUACUAUUGAGGAUGAAGAUACCAAAGUGAGAAAGCAGGAAAUUAUUAAAGUGACAGAACAGUUAAUAGAGGCCAUAAGCAAUGGAGACUUUGAAUGCUACACUAAAAUGUGUGACCCUGGAAUGACAGCAUUUGAACCCGAAGCACUAGGGAACCUGGUGGAGGGUCUAGACUUUCAUCGCUUCUACUUUGAAAAUUUGUGGUCUCGGAGCAAUAAACCCCUUCACACAACUAUCCUCAACCCUCACAUCCAUUUGAUGGGUGAUGAGUCUGCCUGCAUUGCCUACAUCCGCAUAACUCAGUAUUUAGAUACCAGUGGUGUCCCCCGCACUGCCCAGUCAGAGGAGACAUGUAUUUGGCACCGCCGUGAUGGCAAAUGGCAAAACGUUCAUUUCCACCGAUCGGGAGCUCCUUCUGUCCUCCCACACUGAAUCUCCAGCUUUGGUCAAUGACAAUAAUUAUCAACACUAGAAGAAGAAGUCCUAUCCGUCUUCUAUCCCAAGUCCCAUUCCCCCUCUCUCUCAGUGCACCUUUCUUACCCAUUGUUGAUUCAUGCCUGUCUUUCUUUAAACUAAAUACCAGGUGACAAGUGGCAUUAAACUGUGUGUGAGUAUAUGUAAGUGUGUGAGCCUGUAAGUGCUGACAUGUCCUAUGCACAUUCCUGGUCACCCACCAAGUAAGAGAGGGGGGGGGGAUCUUUCUCUGGAAAUGAUGUAAUCACAGAUUGGCCCAGUGACAUCAGCAGCGAUAUAUAACAACCAUCUCAAUUUCAAUAUUGUUUUGUAGUACAUUAACACCUUUUUUUAUGAUCUAGUAUACCUCCAAGGUCGAACAACCCCUUUUAAAAAAAGGACUGAUGUGUAGGUUUUUGUAACCCAUAAUCACAUUGACUCCAGAAAUGACAUUAAAAUAGCCUCAUACUC